UGGGACGACAUCUUACAAAGUAUGUAAAAUAAAAUGCUUAUAGGCAACAUGAAGGCGUGGCCAUGUUGUCAUACGCCACUGCAGCAGCAACAACAACAACAAAAUUUAACAGCUAUUAAGAAGAACAUGCAUGCAACAUGUACCGUUUGAAUGCCUCACAAGAGCAGCACCAACAAAAACAACAACAACUGCAGCCGCAACAACAACAACCAAACAAACAAAAACAGUCAACAAUACCCAGUCACAUACUAUUGCAGCAACAAUUAGUCGCAGCUGCAGCGUCCGCCGCCGCCGCCGCAGGCGCUGGCAUCAGCAAUAACAAUGCUGCCUUGACUUUUCAAGUGGCCAACGUAAAUGGCGGUGCAGCUACGACAACGACAACAACAGCAACGGCUGCAACUGCAACCAGUGUUGAGGAUAAAUUAAAGCUAUUGACAACUGCCACGGCAGCGCCAGCGUUGAUGACAACGCCUGCGCUGACGCCUACGCUGAUGCUAACGCCGACGCCGAUGCCGACGCUGACGCCAGCACCCUCUACAGCUAUUAAAACCGAGCCCAUGCCUGACGUCAUCGCCUUGACCACCACCAAUAGCAAUAACAACAGCAAUAGUAGCACCGCAGCUAAUGCCAGCAGCGGCAUUGCGUCUACUUCGGCCGCCGCGGCAGCUGCGGCAGCUGCUUCCUCCAACGGACAUUUAGUAUUUGUGCCCAACAAACGUGCGCGUCUCGAUGCGCCCGAGGAUUGGAUGUCGACACCAAGUCCAGGCAGCGUGCCAAGCUCAGCUCCGCCGCUGUCGCCGUCGCCCGGUUCACAGAAUCAUAGCUACAACAUGUCCAAUGGUUAUGCAUCGCCCAUGUCAGCAGGCAGCUACGAUCCAUACAGUCCCAAUGGCAAAACAGGUAAUGUCAUACAGCCAUACAACAUUUUCGCAGCCACAGGUCGCGAUGAUCUCUCGCCCUCGAGCAGCCUCAACGGCUACUCGGCCAACGAGAGCUGCGAUGCGAAGAAGAGCAAGAAGGGCCCGGCGCCCCGGCUGCAGGAGGAGCUGUGCCUGGUCUGCGGCGAUCGAGCGUCCGGCUAUCAUUACAACGCGCUCACCUGCGAGGGCUGCAAGGGCUUCUUCCGGCGCAGCGUGACGAAGAAUGCGCACUACUGCUGCAAGUUUGGACGGGCCUGCGAGAUGGACAUGUACAUGCGGCGCAAGUGCCAGGAGUGCCGGCUGAAGAAGUGCCUGGCCGUGGGCAUGCGACCGGAGUGCGUGGUGCCGGAGAACCAGUGCGCGAUGAAGCGGCGCGAGAAGAAGGCCCAGAAGGAGAAGGACAAGGUCUCCAGCUCCCCCAGCUCACAGCACAGCGCCGGCGGCCCCGCUGGAGCUCUCCACGGCACCCACGACUAUGUCAAGAAGGAAAUUCUCGACCUCAUGACGUGCGAGCCCCCCCAGCAUGCCACAAUUCCGCUACUACCUGAUGAUAUUUUGGCCGAGUGUCAAGCGCGCAAUAUACCUCCAUUAACGUUCAAUCAAUUGGCCGUUAUAUAUAAAUUAAUUUGGUAUCAGGAUGGCUAUGAGCAGCCAUCCGAAGAGGAUCUCAAGCGUAUUAUGAGUCAACCCGAUGAGAAUGAGAGUCAGACGGAUGUCAGCUUUCGGCACAUCACCGAGAUAACCAUACUCACAGUGCAGUUGAUCGUGGAAUUUGCGAAAGGAUUACCAGCGUUUACAAAGAUACCGCAAGAGGAUCAGAUCACGUUACUCAAGGCCUGCUCGUCUGAGGUGAUGAUGCUGCGAAUGGCUCGACGCUAUGAUCACAGUUCGGACUCGAUAUUCUUCGCGAACAAUCGAUCGUAUACGCGCGACUCGUACAAGAUGGCCGGAAUGGCGGACAACAUUGAGGAUCUGCUGCACUUCUGCAGGCAGAUGUUCUCGAUGAAGGUGGACAACGUGGAGUACGCGCUACUCACUGCCAUUGUGAUCUUCUCGGACCGGCCGGGCCUGGAGAAGGCCCAGCUGGUGGAAGCGAUACAGAGCUACUACAUCGACACGCUACGCAUUUAUAUACUCAAUCGCCACUGCGGCGACUCCAGGAGUCUCGUCUUCUACGCCAAACUACUCUCCAUACUCACCGAGCUGCGCACGCUGGGCAACCAGAACGCGGAGAUGUGUUUCUCGCUCAAGCUCAAGAAUCGCAAGCUGCCCAAGUUCCUGGAGGAGAUCUGGGACGUGCACGCCAUACCGCCCUCAGUUCAAUCCCAUCUCCAGGCCCAGCAGGAGGAGCAGGAGCGACGCGCCGAGCGGAUGCGUGGCGCUGUCGGCGGCGCCAUAACCGCCGGUCUGGACGCCGACUCCGCCUCUACAUCCUCCCAGGCGGCGCUCGCUGCCGCCGCCCAACAACAGCCACUGCAUCAACAGCAACAGCACCAGCAGCUCCACACGCUGCCCGUGCACACGCUGCCGCUACCCGUGCCCGGUGGCUCCGUCUCGGCUGUCAGCACCACCAGCGACUAUAUAGGUGGCGGCGGUGCUAUGGGACCCACCACAGCGGCCGCUAGCUCCAGCACCAGCAUCACAGCCGCUGUGCCCGCGAGCUCAACGACUGCGCCGGUGGCCAACGGGGGAGGGGCGAACGUCAGCAUGUAUGCCAAUACGCAGGCGGCGAUGGCUCUGAUGGGCGUGCCCCUCAAAUCGGAGCACUCGACAACCACUGCAUAGCCCCUGCUUGAGGGCAUAAGCAUGGACACAGACGUGGGCGUGCCGGUGGGUGGUCUACUGUUGGGCAGCAUUAUUGAGUGAGCUGGGGCUUGGCAGCUGUGAGCAUACACCUUUACGCCCACACUCACACUCCCACUCACACAUCCACAUAGACCGAGCUGUACUGUUAGGCACUUUGAUAAUAGAUUCACCCGAUUUGUAUAUAGCCGGAGAAACUGUCAAAUUUUACAUAUUCAAAAUAGUUUUUUUGAGCUGAGCUGAACAGAGCG
Messenger RNA from Drosophila arizonae, 2974 nucleotides. RefSeq names its product Ecdysone receptor (gene EcR). Gene Ontology annotation, cellular component: nucleus; RNA polymerase II transcription regulator complex. Lineage: Eukaryota; Metazoa; Arthropoda; Insecta; Diptera; Drosophilidae. Gene Ontology annotation, biological process: negative regulation of transcription by RNA polymerase II; positive regulation of transcription by RNA polymerase II; ecdysone receptor signaling pathway. Gene Ontology annotation, molecular function: nuclear receptor activity; zinc ion binding; ecdysone binding. The record is from RefSeq and is a predicted model, not a curated record.